Molecule: messenger RNA, 4903 nt
Organism: Gasterosteus aculeatus aculeatus (three-spined stickleback)
Lineage: Eukaryota; Metazoa; Chordata; Actinopteri; Perciformes; Gasterosteidae
Gene: vegfba
Product: vascular endothelial growth factor Ba
Biological process (GO): vascular endothelial growth factor signaling pathway; induction of positive chemotaxis; vascular endothelial growth factor receptor signaling pathway
Cellular component (GO): membrane
Molecular function (GO): heparin binding; chemoattractant activity; growth factor activity
Source: RefSeq, a predicted model, not a curated record
AUAUGCGCCACCGUCCAGCUCUGCACGUCGGGUCUCCGCGGGAUGGAUGUCCGAGCUGAAUGACGUGAUUUCUUCCAGCCGCGCAGAAGGUUUUGCGGUCGCAGCGCGUCCCCAGCGGGAACGUGGAUGCUGGACGCUCCCGUGACGUCGCGUCACCUCGGACCCCCGUGCGGGAUCAACGGGACCAGCGGACAGAGCUAGAUUACAUAUAGGAAGGCGUUCAAAGUUUAAACAAGUCUGAUUUGUCUGAAGAAAAAAAACAAAAAACAAUCUGGAAUGUAAGGCUGUGGUGCAACGAUUAGAUGGAGAUACAUAUGCAAUUAUCACUUGUAUCAGUGGAAUGAGGUUUAUUUGGUCACCGAGCAAUUGAAAAUACAAACUGUUAUCGGAGAGAAGGUUUGGAACGGACUCCUGCUCGCUUUCACGACCAUUUCAUCUCCGAUGCAACAAGAUAAAGUUAUUCUUCCCAGACCGAGGAUGCCACCCUGGGGGUCCUUUCAAGGAAGGGAGCCCGGGGAAUGAAAUGAACGCCGGAUUUCUGCGCCUUUAGUCGGACACAGAAGCGAAGGAAGAAAACGGACGGAAAACCACCUCUUUAUUUUUUUAUAUAUAGGCCAUAUAUUUUCUGUGCUGCCCUUUGACUCCUGCACAAUGGGGAUUAUGCUUCAAGUUAUUCUAGGAAUGUUUCAAUUCCUGCUGCUAACCAGAAUACCGACGUCCCAUGCAAAGCUCGCCCACUGGCGCCCGGCAGACUCUCCAAAAUCCAGAGAAGGCCGGGAAGUGCGGCGGUGGCUGGAGGUUUAUUCGCGCAGCGGCUGCGAGCCUCGGGACACUCUGGUGGAGAUCUGGCGGGAGUUGCCGGGGGAGACGCACCAUCUCUUCAUCCCGUCCUGCGUCUCGGUGAGGCGAUGUGGCGGCUGCUGCGCUGAUGAGGCCCUGGAGUGUGUUCCUUCGCUCACGCACACACUCACCAUGGAGCUGAUGAGAACCUCCUUCAUGCAACAUGAGCUCAUUGAGCUGCCCGUCGUCGAGCACAGCCAGUGUGAGUGCAGAUUAAGAGAACAAAUCCAGCCGACCUCGACAACAAGGCCCGCUGUGAAGCCAACGAGAACGGGCAAGAAAAGGGAGAGAGGAAAGUCCAGACAGAAGACAAGUGGAGCCAUCAGAGCUGCGACCCACGCGCCCCCAACUCUUCGUCCCCCGUCCUCUCCUCCUCCUCCUCCUCCUCCUACCGCGCCUCCUCCCCCGUCGCACCCGCCCUCCGGCCUCUCUCCCUCCCCGUCGCCGUCUCAGAGGCCUCGCUGCCCCCGCUGCAGAGGGAGGAAGUGGGCUGUGGAUGCGACGUCGUGCCGGUGCCGCUGCACCAUCACAGCCGAGAGCUGCGGACGGAAAGGCCGGGUGCUCAACCCUCGCCGCUGCAGGUGUGAUGCCCUGAGGACCUGAUGCGUCUACUCACUUUCUCUUCACCUCCUUCUUGCCACCCACCCCUGUUGAUUCAUCGGCCAUUCUCAGCGUCAGUGCCAUGGAGCGCACAGACGCUUCAGUCACCUUCAGACUGAAGGACACACACACACACACACACACACGCGUAGCAGCACUCUUAAGUUAAGCCACAAGUGCGACACUACAGCCUGAAUAUAGACCUACGUAUGCAUGUGCAGCCAAACAUCUUACCACCUCCUCUGCUUCCGUGGCUCAGCUUGUGUGUCGUUCCACAUGUACAGACACGUAGAGUCAAAAAAACAACAACAGCACGUCCCAAGAGUGGAGGGGUGAAGAGGCAGCUUGAUGGCAAACUCUGUCUCGGCGGACAACAAUCGCUCGAGCCCUUGUGCUUCAAGUCUGAACUUCUGAUACGAGCAGCGGAGACGCGACCGACUACACGAGGACAACGGACGAAUGACGCCGAGCACGCGAGAAAAACCUACGUACUGACGCCUGCGGUCCUGUCGCGGCGGAUUCCAGGCCGAAAAGUUGACGGCGGAUUUCUGUCUGGAGGGUUCGGGAAGCAACAGAUUUGCAGACGCACUCGUCCGCAUUCGCAUACGAGGAGGACACACAGGCCGUCCACAUGACCCGGCACCCCGGUGUGCGUGGACCUAUAGCUGAGCUGAAUGCCGGGAUGGAGAGUAUCUGUGUGGUCUCCCCCGCUGAAAGACCCAGAUGGGAUAUCCCUGCAGCCGGUCUCUCUCCCAUUCAAAGCGCAUGACCACGGGGCCGGCUCUCCAAGCCGCUUUCCGCCAUUUGUUUAAUUUGGGUCCUUUGUCUCCGUCUUCCCUCGGCUCCCGGAUUGAAAGCAGCCGCUUUGCCUCUCUUUGCCUCUCCUUUAGGCAGUGAGCAGAAUGACAAUAAUGAGGCCUGGCGGCUGUCCACCGCUUCACAAACACACACAAACACACACACAUUUGCGCUUAUAAUACUAGAAACACAAACGACACUGCAAAGGCCGACACACACAACCUGACUCGCUCUGUGCUUAUAGCAGGCGCGCAUACAUUCAUAUUUACAUCCAUAUUUACACACACACACACAUGUGAAUGCAAGUAGCCAUAAGCAUUUAUUUGUGCCACAUCAAGUGUGCAAAUAUACACGUGUUAGUCGUUUGUGUUUGCAAUAUACUGCCAAGUCUUCAUCUAAUAUUGUAUUAUAUGCCUCUGUUUUAUAUUUUAUUAUAAUUCUGUCAAGUUGAUUGAAAAUGCUCUAUUGUAGAAUGUGAGUCUUUGUCCGUUCAUCUUUAAUCCGGCUGCAUAAAGAGUCACGCUGGGUGGCCGUCUAUGUACACGCUCAGCAUCUCAACCGAUACCCAAAUGUAUUGAGUUUAAACGCAGGGCUCACACGCCACCACGAAUGGGGAAACUAUAUACAUUAUAAUGCGUGACUCAAACAAUUGGCGGGGGUUGUGUUGUCCGCGGCACAUAGAAACCAAGCGAAUAUCCGUUCCCAGUGCAGUGAAUGAAAACAUGGCUGUUUUUGUUGCACGUGGGAGCCGCCGUAGAAAAGAGUAUUAUUCAUUUGGAACGGAACCUGUUUGUAUUCUGACCGAAUCUCACGGUUUUACUCCAUGUUGGUUUUGUGGCUGCUGGGCCGAUGGGUGGGAGCUUUGACUUUAAAUGUUUCCAGGAAGGACGAGGUCUGCAGCAGCUCGGGCUGAAGCCGGAGCUCAGGGGACCCAUUAUGACGGCUCCUGGAGUUCAUACCAUCUUUUGAAAACACUCAUUCAGACGCUUUGUCCUGUGCCAAACAUUUUUUACCAGCGCAUCUAAUCUUCAUGACAAACAGUAGCUUUGAAAUUCCAUAAUUAAUGUCUCCACUCUUCCCAGGAUUCGUACGAUCCUGCCGAUUAAAACAGUCCAGAGGCUGAAUUAUUUGUGAGUCAGCCGUGAGCUGUUUCCGUCGCUGGUGUGAUAACCUCUGUAUUUAUACUCUCCUGAGAUGAGAUUAUUUUUCCACGCUUGCGUCCAUCGUUAAGUGUUUGUUAUUCCUCAUCAAUCAAACGAUGCUUCAAUCACUACCUCUAUAUCAAACCAUAUUAAUGACCAAGUAUUAGAGCCUUGUUGUUAUUUCAGACCUCUUUUAAGAUAAUGCUUUUAUUUGCAUUUAGCAAUAAGCACAGUCUAAUGUAGAUACGUGGACCUGCAGCAGAUCUGUAGUGAGAAUCACUGGUUUAGAAGAACCGAUAGGAGUUUUCUGUGUGCAUCUUAAUAAUCAAAUGAGAAGCAUUUUUUAUACGAGGAGAAAGAAACUGGUCCUCUGAGUACAGACCAGACACUGUGUGACUAUGUGGAACAGUAGAAGAUGCCCCAAAGCGUUUGUAGCCUCAAACUACUGGUGAUGUCGAAGUCUCGGAUUCAAACGCUAGAAGUUUUGCAUCUCGGGAAAUCCGCUCAUUCCCUUUGUUAUACAAGAAGAGUUCGACCACACUCAUGUCUGUACUAUGUGGAGCUGGAGCCAGCGAUCACUUAGCUUAGCGUAAAGACUGGAAACCGCUAGAUGCAAGUCUGAUCUAACUCUCCAACCUUGAUCUGUUGAAGGGUCCCUGAACCUCAGUAGACAUUGCACUUGUUUGAGAUCGUAAAGCGCACAUUCUACAUGAGCCUGCUGGGGGAAACAGCAAAGGGAGUCAGAUUGAAAAGCGCCACUCUUGCAGACAUGUGCGACAUCUCAAAAGACAUCCCACCCUGAAGAGUUGUGUUGCGCUGAGAUCUCUGUUUUCACGGCCAGUCGGGUUAAUUCCUGUUGAGAACCACAAAAGCAGAAACAGCAAAUCCCCUUUGCAAAGCGGCAGUACUGAGAGACGAAGGCGUCCCGUGUACCAGAAACCGCCCUGCGGCCCCAAAAGACCAUCUUCAAAAAAAGAAAGCAUCAGUCGUCGCAGUCGCCUGCCAUCUUGUCAACGUCCCGACUCUUUGAGAUAUACAACGUGGACGUAUUAAUAUCCUACUUAGAUGUCAGUGUGCUUUGUAUCUGCACAGUCUACAUGGUACUGUAACGGUGGCCCUGUCCUCGCCUCCCUUGGCCUAUAGAGACCCCUGACUAAACUAUAUAGCGUUUCAUAGUCUCUAGCCUGACCUUGUGUUUGGCCUAAGUACAUACUAGAGAUGUAUUUGUGACUUUGUGUUAGCUAUACCUUGCAAUAAAUCUCUACGCUGCCAAUACAUUGUACUACUGUAGCCUACGUAUAAAGAAAACACUCUUUUUUUUUUUGCUGCUACACCAUUUGUGCCCUAAUAUGACGUCUCUGUAGAAAACAAUGCAGUCUUAUGUUGUGUUAGUAUAUGAAUGCCAAUUAAUUCAAUGUCCACAUAAAAGUCUGUACUACAAUGUCAAAUAUAUUGAAAAUGAUACCAGGAUACAGCCGUGAUGUUACAUGUUAUUAAAGGAAAUGUCUUAUUUUUCGUAUAAA